This is a messenger RNA of Malaclemys terrapin pileata, 8812 nucleotides long. RefSeq names its product LIM domain containing preferred translocation partner in lipoma (gene LPP). Gene Ontology annotation, biological process: cell-cell adhesion. The transcript has 14 exons. Gene Ontology annotation, cellular component: stress fiber; focal adhesion. Bases 627 to 2486 code for a protein of 619 amino acids. The record is from RefSeq and is a predicted model, not a curated record. Lineage: Eukaryota; Metazoa; Chordata; Testudines; Emydidae.
GCUUCCCAAGUGCAGACCCAAGAACUGCAAUGCUAGUGGGGCAUGCAGCGUGGUGCGCAUUCCGUGGAGUUAAUAAUUCACACACCACGCAGAAUUCUGUCUCAAGAUGGGCAAGUCGUCCAAGUGGCAAAGCUAGGGAGAGAAGGUUGUCGUCCGUUUUCAGCUCUCUUGCUCCUGGAUCGCGUUCCUAAUGCCAUCCGCGUUAGGGGGGAGCAUCUGAACGCCACCCUUGGUACAAUGGGGUGCCACUGGUCCAUGACUGCAGCGUUAGGGCCUGUGGAAAUACAAAGGAUAACAACAAAGAUCAUAAAAGGCAUAUCUGACCCCAGAACCACCUACCCGUCCAAUUGCUGCACCAGACGAUGGUGGUGGAAGAGUUGUUUAAAAUCGACAGUCAUGGCAUCAAAAUCUCCUCCUACGUGCUGGGGAGGGGCAGCUGUCCUGUACUGACCUCAGCCAAAAAAUUCAGAGGAGUGUGAAUGUACGACCUAUUGGAUGUGAACUCCUUCUUCUAAAGCAGACUUGCAAUACCCUAAUCUCUCGCUUGCCUGGGAGACCCUUCAGCGUUCCUGUAAGUACGUCUCAUCCUGGGCUUGGAGGGCGCCUCCUGACUUGAGAUCUGAACCAUGUCCCACCCAUCAUGGCUGCCGCCAAAGAACACCAACGAACCCGUCGGACACGUCACUGCGAGAAUGGAGACCACGCACGCUUUUGGGACCCCCAGCAUCUCUGUGUCCACGCAGCAGUCGCCAAAGAAAUUUGCACCAGUUGUUGCUCCAAAGCCAAAGUACAAUCCAUACAAACAGCCGGGGAGUGAUGAUUUCCCUCUGCCACCACCACCACCACCACCACUUCCUGGAGAUGAUCUCGGGAACCUCCCAGCGCCUCCUGGUGCCUUUCCCCCACCACCCUCUACAGAUGAGGCUGGUUUCAGUGUGCAGGUAAAUCCCGGUGAGAAGACGCUUGAAGAAAGACGAUCCAGUUUAGAUGCAGAAAUCGAUUCCUUGACCAGCAUCCUGGCUGACUUGGAAAGCAGCUCCCCAUACAAGCCCCGGACUCAACAGGGCUCUGGGUUCCCCACCGGCUCCCCGGUUACUUCUCCCCCGGGAUCUACUCCGGUUACUGGGCACAAGCGGAUGAUCAUUCCCAACCAGCCGCCUCUCACUGCCACCAAGAAAUCUACUGCCAAGGCACCGGUGCAACCUGCUGCCCCGCCCGCCCCAGUCCCAGUGACUCCUGUUGGUACACUAAAACCUCAGCCGCAACCAGUUCCAGCUUCUUAUAUCACCGCGUCCACUCCCACCCGCCCGGCAUUCAACGUACAGGUGAAAACAGCCCAGCCCAGCCCUCACUUCCAGCCACCUGGCCCACCGCCCGUUCAGUACGGGCUGGGUCCAAGCCAAUCCUACGCUCCUCAGCCAGCCCGGCCCCCGGGGCCAGCACAGUAUGUUCCAUCUCAGCCUCGUGGUCCUGAGUAUGGCUACGCUCCCCAGCCUGCACGUCCUUCAGAGCCUCCUUAUGGCUUUGCACCUUCACAGGGGCGGUAUCAAGAUCUUUACUACCCUGCAGGCCCUGGAUAUGGAGGAAGAAAUGGCUCGGAACCAUCCUAUGUGCCACAAAACACCUGGAAGCCCGAGCUGGCCUAUCCCACAGCUAACACCAUGGCCCACAAUCCAGCAGGGCCGUACCAACCGCCCAGCACAAAGAAGACCUACAUUACAGAUCCGGUGUUAGCACCUCCUCCACCACCCAUGCAGCCAAAGAGUGGGUACCCUGCCUCUGGCCCGGCAUCAAAUGCUCCUUUGUUCAGACCUGAGGACGAGCUGGAACAUCUGACCAAGAAGAUGCUGUACGACAUGGAGAAUCCGCCCUCUGAUGACUACUUUGGCCGCUGUUCCCGUUGCGGUGAGAACGUUGUCGGGGAAGGCACUGGCUGCACCGCCAUGGACCAAGUGUUCCAUGUGGAAUGUUUUACCUGCAUGACCUGUGGCAACAAGCUCAGAGGCCAGCCUUUCUACGCGGUGGAGAAGAAAGCGUAUUGUGAACCCUGCUACAUCAACACACUGGAGCAGUGCAGCGUCUGUGCCAAACCCAUCAUGGAGAGGAUCCUGCGCGCCACGGGGAAAGCCUACCACCCCCACUGCUUCACCUGUGUGAUGUGCCAUCGCAGCCUGGAUGGCAUCCCCUUCACUGUGGAUGCCGGAGGGAACAUUCACUGCAUUGAGGAUUUCCACAAGAAAUUUGCACCGCGAUGUUCCGUGUGUAAGGAGCCCAUUAUGCCUGCCCUGGGUCAAGAGGAGACCGUACGCAUUGUGGCAUUAGAUCGUGACUUCCAUGUCCAGUGCUACCGGUGUGAGGACUGUGGUGGCCUCCUGUCUGAAGGGGACAAUCAGGGCUGUUACCCUCUGGAUGGACACAUCCUUUGCAAGACCUGCAACUCAGCUCGGAUCCAGGCACUCACUGCUAAGGCCAGCACUGACCUUUGAGUGUCUACCACCACACUCCCAUAUUUGCCUGUUGGGGGAAUUGCACAACCUUUCCAUUUAGCAUGACUCCUUUCCAGCCUAGGACCUAAUUCUCUAUUGAAAAAGUAAAGCUGGAAGGCCUUGGGACAAGCAGGCAGUUUCUAAGUUUAUCUCUAUUUGAUUCACAUCUCCUAAGAAGCACAUUAAAAUUGGGAUGAUUGGGCUUGAUUCUCUUCUUACUCUGGUGUGAGGGCCUGAUCCUACUCCCGUUGACAUCAGUGGGAAGUUAUAUAUUGGACAUGAUUCCAUAAUACUAGACUUACACCAGUGUAAAACCAGCAUGUAAAUGCAAGACCAGAAUCAGAGAAAUUGUUAUCACAAGACAAACCAUACAAACAUUGGCCAUGAGACAUUGGGCCUUUAUAUCGGCAUUGUUUUAAAUCAUAGGGACACAGAUUUGUUUUAAAUCAUAGAGACCAUAUCUUUUUCUUAUGCCCUCGCUUGUCUCCAUUCCCUUCCAGUUUCAUAACUUUUUCUUUUCUAUAAUAUUAUAUUUCGCUGUUGCAUAAAUGUAUUCAGUAAGGAUGCUUCCAACUCUCAGAUGCUAAGGCAUUUAUGUAUGAGCCAUCCCUGAAAGUUGUGAGCCUGCACACACACACACGCGCGCACACACGUACAUACAUAUAUCCUUUUGAUAAACUAGAGCUAUAAAGUCACUGAGAAGUUAUGUUAAUUAUUUUGGGGGCUGGAAAGGGUUAAAAAGAAAUUCAAAAUGGCUUCAAAGAAAAUGACUAAUGAUAGCCACCACGGGCAUGCUCAAAAGGAUCUUAGGUUCUCCGGGGCCAAUGCAAUUACAUAGUGACCAGUGUGCACUGCUUGUUUCCAAAUAAGUAUUUUAGCAAUGGAGUCUUGAUCCAGCUUCCACUGACAUCAAUGGAAAGACACCCAUUGGAUUGAAUUCUACCUUGAGACAGGCUCAGGCAUUCGGGGAUGAUGGUAACAUACCAGAGCUGGAGUUACAGUACAAGCUAUGAGAAUUGUUUAAUAUUUCAGCAUUUAGGGCUUUCCAAAUAUCUGACAUUUCUGGAACAGGAAUGAUUCAUUUUUCAUCUCAAGUUGUAAAUAGGUGUAAUUUAGCUCCCAAAAGGGAAAAACGACAGACAUCUUUUCUCCUACAGUUUCAUCACGCAGUUUUUUCUUUGUGGAGAAAUGUCAUUGCAAAGGAAUGAUUGGGGGAUGUCACAGUUCCAGGAAAAAAGGGACGUAUUGAUGUACUCUUCAGGGAGUUAAAAAUUUGCACCAAGGUUAAUAAAAACCUAUGUGCAGGCAGUUCGUGGGUUUUUUGGGAGUUGUAGUUUUUUUUUGAGGGGGGGGUUGGGUUUUUUUUUUGUUAAUUAAAAAUACAUUAUAAAUCCACAACUCAUUUUGUACAACUAUAAUAUUCUUAUUCAUGAAACCCAUAAUAACUAAGGUGCAAAUUACAUGGGAAAGGAGCAAUUUUCAUAUCACUGCAUUGACAUUAAUAUCUUAUUUGCAGAUGUAAUCAAGGAAAAUACCUUUAGCUGCACUUAACAAAUUAAGAGCCAGAACUGAAGCAUUUCAGGGCUGAUUGACCAUAUUAAUAACAAACUUGCAGUUUUGAAGAGUAACUUUUGUGAAUUUUGCUCUCUCUCACAAUAAUAAAUAGUAAAAUGUGGUGCUUUCCCCUUCAGCGUCUGUAACAAGAGCUGAAUAAAAUUACAUCGCCCAAACCUGAAAAGAAAAAUGAGUGAAAUGAAAUGAGAUGGGUUGGAUCCAAGCGAAGAUUAAAGAAAAUGGAAAAUUGCCUCUUACUGUAACUCCUGAAAAUGGUAUGUCCCCUCCCCGCUCACUAGCAGGAGGGUCUCUGCCGAUUGAAGUCACUAAAACACAGGAUUAGGGACUUCAACGGCACAGUCCAGGGAAGGGUCUUGUGGCCUGCAGCAUGCAGGGGGUCAGACCAGAUGAUCAUAAUGGUCCCUUCUGACCUUAAAGUCUAUGAGUCUAUGAGUCUAUGAAUUUAAUAGAGAAUUUAGGGUCUGUCCCCCAACACUUUCACCAACUUUUUACUGGGCUAACUUCAUUGGCUUCAGUGAAAUUAACCUGGAUUUUCACCACAUCAAAAUGAGGUCAUUUUUCUAGAAAUCUGUAGGAUGACUGAUCAAUCCCAUAGAAAGUAUAUUGUUCUCCAUUAAAUCCUGCAGGACUUUGCUACUGGGGCAGUGUCUAUGUAGCAGCAUCUCACCAUCAUAUUGGAGUUUGGCCCGAGCCUUCAACAAUUUCAGCAUUUUCCCACAGUAGAUUAGUUAGAUAUGUUAUAAUUUAUUUCAUGCAAAAAGUUAAGUGCUGGGUAAUUUUUUAAAAUAAGGAUCUGACUCCUAAUAGACUCCAUUUGCUCUACUGGUCAUAAGCCCUGGCACCUAAGGUAAUUUUGAGCUUGCUAGCAUUACAUGCAGAAGAUUGUUAAACACUUGUCUGAACUGAAUCUACCAAAGCAUGGAAGUUCAGAGUGCAGGUGGCUAACUUCACUUUAUCACACAUUCCAUCGUGCCUUAGAACUGGGUUUCUGAGCAUCUUCUCUCCAAAGUACACUGGGAAUGUGAUGUAUACAACCGAGCAUGGCACUGAUGUAGCAACUAUAGCUCUGAACUUCUGUGUCCUUGUAGGUUUAAGUCAGUCUGUCAAUCGCACUGAGUGGCAUAUUAGAAAGCGAUGAGAAUUAGCUACUGUAAUUAGGACAAGGGUCCUGGUCUAGUGAUUAGAGGAGGGAGACCAGAAGUCUGGAUUCCUGAGUUCUUUCAGUGACCUGGCCACAGACUCACUGUGCAAUUUUGAGCAAGUCACUUAACCUCUCGGUCUGUCUAUCCCUCUUCACAAUAGAGCUUGAUAAUUCUUACUAACUUCCCAGGGAAGGGAAGUGACUAAAUAAAGUAAUUUUAGAGUGCCCUAUGCUGCAUAAAUUCAAAUCCAGAUCCUCCCUUUCUGAAAAGUUUGGUUGGGUUUGUGGUUUUGGAGCAGCCCAUUCCAGAACACCCAUUUUUAGAGUGUUCUAUGAAUUUGGUGGUGUGAGGGCUCUUAGAUCAUUGUUUCUCAAGCAUUUUGAACUCCUUGGAUGGAAGGAGAAGGGGGAGUGUUGUUAUCAUUAUACAUACAGCAGCUAAUUUUCAGACUUGAAAUAUCUGGGUAAUGUUGUUUUAAUUUGGUUUCUCCUCCCUAAAAUAACCAAAGCCAGUUGCCCAUUUGAGUGAGUGAAUAAGUGCCUGGAGUGUUUUUUUUUAAAAAUUCAUUCAUAUGUGGUGCCUAAACUGAUACAACUAUAUUUUGGAAGAUACACACACACACACUCUGUCAUGUCAGAUUUUCAGCCCUGAUAUUCGAGGGUUUCAAAUGGAUCUUUAAUCAAGGUAUUGCUCUAAAGCACCAACAAAAUAUUGCUUAGCCACAAUCUUUCAUAUAUUUAUUACAUAUCCUCAUUUAUCUAUUCCAAAGAAGCCUUUUUUACCAAAGAGAUCUUGUUCUUUUAAGGUACAUUUCAAAAGUCAUGAUAAAUACUCACGUUGUUUGCUGUUCAGCAAUUUUCCUUUGACAAGGAAUGUGAAGAUCACCUAGACCUUUCUAUUUCAAUCUGCCGAUUUUUUGCUGGUGGUUCUUUGCCUUUUCUAGCAUUUGUGUGAAAUUAGGGCUUGAUCCUGUGUUUCAGGUCACCCCGUUGGGAGUUUGGGGUGCAGGAACAAGCCCUUAUUUAAGCCUUGGCUCGGGAAAGUAUUUAAGCAUGUACUUAAUAUUCAGCACAUGCUUAAAUCCGUUCCUCAAUGGGACAUAAAGAGAUGCUUGAAUUUACUACAUCAGAUUUGGUUGCCUUGGUUACAGCCAAAUCCCUAGUGACAUCAUCAAAGUGAAUGAUCGUAUUUUGUUAAUGUAAUUGCUUUAUUGUCAUUUAUUGUUUUAUUUUAAUUGUUGCCUGAAUGUUGCCUUUUAAAGCAGAAGACAACAUCACAGCUUUAGAUAAUGCACCUUUCAUUAUGAUUUUUUUUUUAAAUAAUUGUUAGAUUUUUAUCGCAGCUGCAAAACACUUAGGGAAUGACUUAGUCCUAGAGACACGGGGGAAGCGAAACGUUUGCCAGGGUGAGCUCUACACGCGUUCAUCAGACGCUUAGGGCAGAAGCAGGAAUGAAGUGGGACAUAGGUUAGCUCAUUAUCCGGGCGUGAAUUACACACCCUACAAGCAUAAAAGAGUUCUCGGUAUAGAUAUUGUGUGUGGAGACUGGUGCACACAAUCACCAAUUAAAUCCAGUCUAGUAACACACAUUUUGGGCCCUAAGCCUCCAACCUAGCUGAGUGUAGCAAAGUUUAGCUGGGGCUGCAAAAAGUGCUGGUUCUACAAUAUAAUUUCCCUCCCCCGGCCUCCUGGAAGGUCCGUGGGAGUACUGGGAAAUGGUAAAACAGAGGACAAUGCAGAGACCCAGGAAAAUCCCAUCAUCAGCAUCCAUGGGGGGGCGGGGAAUCUUGUCACUUUGCUUUACUCUAGUUUAGGACAUAAAAUUCUGUGAUGCCCCAUUUUUGUCUAGAAACUGAACAGCUCAAAGGAGGUUUUUUUGGUUUUCGAAUUGUCUUUUGUUAAUGUCUGCUUCCCGUGGUUGAUUCUGUGGGCUGAUUUGAUAUUAGAUCAUCAAGUAGUGCUAAUCAUGCUUUAUAUAGAGAUCAACGCUAUAAAUCAGGAUUGACACAUGAGGAUGUGUGCUGUGGAUUUGGGUGGUGAAAGUCUACAUGGGAAACACCAGUCGUGUGUUGAUAUUUGUUUGAGGAUCUACUGCAAAGAAUGGAGAGGGCCACCUAAGGCCAUAUAGAAGUUAGUUAAGUGUGAGUUGAUAUAGGGACUCUGAGGACGAUACUUCUGUUAAAGCUGGUCAAAUUGUUUUACACUAAACUUCUGUUUUGUUGAAAGUUUGACCUUUUCUCUUCAAUACUUUUUGGGGGAAAUUGUCUAUUUUCUGUUCUCGCAAUAUCUUUCACAUCGUUUGUUAUUAAUAGUUUAAUCAAUAUAUUGUUGACAUUUUUAUCCUAAUAGUUUUUGAAAUGGUUCUCAGUUUUUCAUUUACCAAAAAUGAAGUUUUCUUCCUCAAAAUCAUUUUUAAUAAACAAAAGUUUUCGGUAAUGAUUUCAAAAACUGUAUGGUAAGAAAAUCCUGUUAAAGUGUCACGAAAAUGUUCAUGGAAAAUGGAUCCGUUCUGGAUGUUAUGAAGCAAACACAUUUUGAAAAUUUUCCCAAAAUCUUUCUUGUUUUCUGAUUCACUCUUCUUCCUGUGCAGACACCAUUUUCCUAGUUACUAACAAUCCGAAUAAUGUGACUUUUCUGGGAAUAACAGUGUUACUUCUGUUGGACACAGUUUUUGUCUUCUCCCUUCAAACCAUGCCCAGGCUGGUUAGGAAGAUGGUGACCGUGUCAGUUGUCCUUUGUUUCAAGUACUGAAGGGUGUAAGUAGAUUAUGCUCACCAAGAUCAAGAAACUCUGGUUGAACCUCACACCCUAGCACCAUUCCUUUGGGCUUGGGAAAGGCUGUUUUCCAUAUACAUUUCCAGGAAGAUUGUUCUUCCUCCUUGGCAUUUCAAGUUUGCAUUUGAAAAAGGUGGUUGGCUGUCUUGAUGCUAGAGCCCUUGUGAAUUGUAAAUGAAAUGUGACUGGCAAUACCGCACCUCUCCUUAAGUCAGUGGUUCUCAAACUUUUGUACUGGUGACCCCUUUCAUAUAGCAAGCCUCUGAGUGCGACCCCCCCCCUUAUAAAUUAAAAACACUUUUUAAUAUAUUUAACACCAUUAUAAAUGCUGGAGGCAAAGCAGGGUUUGGGGUGGAGGCUGAUAGCUCGUGACCCCCCAUGUAAUAACCUCGUGACCCCCUGAGGGGCCCCGACCCCCAGUUUGAGAACCCCUGCUUUAAGCCAUCUGUGAAUCAGUCCAGUUCCAUUGGUGAGUCCAUAAUAAUAAACAACCUAAUCUAGGGUUCGUGGUGAACACGUAAGUUCUCAGCUUUGUUUUUAGAGACACUAACUAUUGAAAACUCAGUAGAACCGUUUGGAACUAUAUAUAUAAAAAUAAUAUACAUAUUUUAGAUUGUCCUGAGACUAUGACUCAUUAAAGGUACAGGCAACAGUAGGUAGCCAGGACAGUUUUUAUUAUACUUGCCCUGUCUUCAUUUCUGUGCCGCCGCAGUCUCAAUCUUUUUGGCAUUAACCCAUGUAUAACCAACCGCCCCACUGAAUUUGCAGCUAUGCUAACAGGGCUAAUCGGAAAUGUUCUUUUUGUUGUUUGUGUGUCUUCCUGAUUAUUCCUCAA